This is a messenger RNA of Staurois parvus, 597 nucleotides long. The record is from the annotation of a GenBank genome assembly. NCBI's taxonomy places the organism in Eukaryota, Metazoa, Chordata, Amphibia, Anura, Ranidae.
AUGGGCAAUAUAUUCGGGCGGAAGAGACGGAGCCGGUCACCGAGCAGGACAAGGCCGUGCUGCAAACUGAAGCAGCAGAGGGACAAGCUGAAGCAAUAUCAGAAGAAGAUCGCCCUCCAACUGCAACGUGAGCGGGAACUGGCCAAACAGCUUCUCCAUGAUGGCAAGAAAGAAAAAGCCAAAUUGCUGCUGAAGAAGAAGAGAUAUCAGGAGCAGCUGCUGGAGAAGACGGAGAAUCAGAUGAGCAACCUGGAGAAGAUGGUGGAAGACAUCGAAUUUGCUCAGAUUGAAAUGAAAGUCAUCGAAGGCUUGAAAAUCGGCAACGAUUGCUUGAAGAAGAUGCAUGAGGUGAUGUCUAUAGAAGAGGUGGAGAGGAUCAUGGAUGAGACGCAGGAAGGCAUCGACUACCAGAGACAAAUCGAUGAACUUCUGGCUGGAAGUCUGACCAUGGAGGAUGAGGAGGCGAUUCUAGAAGAACUGGAGGCCAUCACUCAGGAAGAUGUGGAACUCCCAGCGGUGCCCACAGAGCCUCUCCCAUCCCCCACUCCAGAAGCCGUCAAGAACAAACCCAAACCACAGCUGGUGGCCGCUUCCUAA